AUGACUACAUUGACGAAUAGCGUCAAGCGAUUUUUAUUCAUUAUGCUGAUGUGCCGCGUUUUUUUUUGUGUCGCUAGCGAAGAAUUUGCGAAAGUAUCUCUCAUACUAAAUAUAGCACGUGAAAACUUCAAAAGUUGGCAUAAAAAGGGGAGACGAAACGAAGCACAAGCACAACUGAAAAGCGAAAAUGAAUGGAGGUCAAAUUUAUCAAAAUCAACCAAACAAAUGGUGAGGUCAUUUGUAGGAAUAGAAUGUCUGCAAAUUUUAGAAAAUCUUUCGAAAGCAUUUGCUAUAGAAUAUUUGCAAGUCAACAUUCAUUACAACGGAUCAGGAAGAUAA
This is a messenger RNA of Clunio marinus, 339 nucleotides long. The record is from the annotation of a GenBank genome assembly. Lineage: Eukaryota; Metazoa; Arthropoda; Insecta; Diptera; Chironomidae.